Acomys russatus (golden spiny mouse) is the source of this 4088-nucleotide messenger RNA. It is a transcript of the gene Kif24, whose product is annotated as kinesin family member 24. The record is from RefSeq and is a predicted model, not a curated record. Gene Ontology annotation, molecular function: ATP binding; microtubule motor activity; microtubule binding. NCBI's taxonomy places the organism in Eukaryota, Metazoa, Chordata, Mammalia, Rodentia, Muridae. Gene Ontology annotation, biological process: microtubule-based movement.
CAUAUAAACCUAGUCACAAAUAAUGGCAUCCUGGUUAUAUGAAUGUCUUUGUGAAGCUGAGCUUGCACAGUAUUACCCUCAUUUUACUGCUCUUGGCCUUCAGAAAAUAGAUGACUUAGCCAAGGUUACAAUGGAGGACUACUCCAGUUUAGGAGUCCAUGACAUGAACGACCGCAAACGGCUUUUCCAACUUAUCAAAAUCAUUAAGAUUAUGCAGGAAGAAGAUAAAGCUGUCAGUAGCCCAGAGCAUCCUCUUCAGGCAAGCAGCCUAUACACCAAGCCUCGGAAAGUCAGAUCAGGCCCCCGGAGACAACUGCAUUUUGAUUCUCCUGCUGACAGCAAAGACAGGAUGGCCAGCAGCACAGUGUGCAGCUCAUCCGACUUCUCUGCAGAUGAGCAGAGGUCCACUCACCUGAAAGGGCUGGAACACAUGCUACCAGAUGACUCCCAGUGCCAGAAUGGAGUGAGAACCUGGGGUGCCUCAGCUGCUGAUGCUUACGUGCCAACAGAAACUAACACUGCACUCUCCCCAUCUAGUUACUUUUCUCCAAAACUAGGAAAUUGUGAUAUGCCCAUUAUUCAAAGAGUCUCGCAUGCUUCGGGGUAUAACUAUGGAAUCCCUCAUUCUUGUGGCAGACAGAUCACCUCAGAGAAUCCUUGGACUGAAAUGGAGAAAAUCAGAGUUUGUGUUCGAAAACGGCCUUUAGGUGUAAGGGAAGUGCGUCGUGGAGAAGUUAACAUUGUUACUGUAGAAGAUAAAGAAACUCUACUUGUACAUGAGAAAAAAGAAGCAGUUGACCUCACACAAUAUAUUCUUCAGCAUGUUUUUUAUUUUGAUGAAGUCUUUGGUGAGGCAUGCAGCAAUCAAGAUGUAUACCUGAAGACUGCUCACCCUCUCAUUCAGCAUAUUUUCAGCGGAGGCAAUGCUACUUGCUUUGCAUAUGGACAAACAGGUGCUGGGAAAACCUAUACCAUGAUAGGAACUCAUCAAAACCCAGGAUUGUAUGCUCUGGCUGCCAGAGAUAUCUUCAGGCAACUGAAAGUGCCCCAGACAAGAAAGAGCCUCUUUGUGUGGAUCAGCUUCUAUGAGAUCUACUGCGGACAACUUUAUGACCUCCUGAAUAGACGGAAAAGGCUCUUUGCUAGAGAAGACAGCAAGCAUGUGGUGCAGAUAGCCGGCCUUCGAGAACUGCAAGUGGACAGCGUGGAGCUCCUCUUACAGGUGAUCUCAAAGGGCAGCAAGGAACGCAGCACUGGGGCCACUGGUGUCAAUGCAGACUCCUCCCGCUCCCACGCUGUCAUCCAAAUUCAGAUCAAAGAUGCAGCCAAGAGGACAUUUGGCAGGAUCUCUUUCAUUGAUUUGGCUGGGAGUGAGAGAGCAGCAGAUGCCAGAGACUCAGACCGGCAGACAAAGAUGGAAGGCGCAGAAAUAAACCAGAGUCUUCUGGCUCUGAAAGAAUGUAUCCGAGCACUGGACCAGGAACACACCCACACACCUUUCAGGCAGAGCAAACUGACUCAGGUCCUGAAGGACUCUUUCAUUGGCAAUGCCAAAACUUGUAUGAUCGCCAACAUCUCACCAAGCCACAUAGCCACAGAGCACACACUGAAUACCUUGCGCUAUGCUGACCGGGUGAAGGAACUAAAGAAAGGCAUUAAGUGUUGUGCUUCAGCUGCCAGUCAGAAUCAGACAUCUGGAAACUCCUCUCCAAAACGAAUUCAGAGCUCCCCUGUCACCCUGCCAGGGGACAAGUGUUCCCCAAAAAAAGUUAAACUGGGGCUUCAGCAGUCACUUGCUGUGGCCCCAGGCCCCACAAGAGUUAAAGCCCACCCUUUGAGCAGCCAUGCUCCCAACAUCCCCUUUGCCUCUGGGCCUAAAACCCCUGGGAAAAGGACUAGCUCCCAAGGAAGUCUUGCCCUAGACCUGGACGGGCAGGCUAGCCCUUGCAAAGGAACCAUGAGAUCUGGCCAUUCGAUCAAAAAGGGAGCAGAGUCAACACCAUCGUGCUCUGAGAAAAGUCAGAUUGGCAGCAAGACUGCUGUUGCGUGGGAGGGCAGGGCCUCAGGUCCAAGAGAAGGCCUGCUGCGCGCCAGGCUGCCUGCCAAAGGGAAGAAGGUGCAGCCAGUGCAGAAGCAGCUGCUGCCCCGAGCUUGGCUCCUUGGCAACAGCUGCCACUUAGAAGCCAGUCAGGACAGCAAGGUGGGCACUACUGCCCCUGAGGCUUGGACAGACCCCCUUCCCCAGCAGAAGGAAAGGGAGGAACAUUUGCGAUUUUACCACCAGCAGUUCCAGCAGCCACCCCUCCUCAAGCAAAAGCUAAAAUACCAACCACUAGAGAGGCUUUUAUGCCAGCAGAGACCCUCAGAAGGUAGGCUCCAAAAUGAAACUGUUUCUCCCCUCCACUCUAACCCUGAAAGCCAUAAUGGAGCCCAGGCUGAGGAUCCCGACGACAGUGAUUUCAGUGAGGAUUCUUUCUCACAUGUCUCCAGUCAGCCAACCACAAAGCAGAGAAGCAACGUGGAGAGCGGAAGCUCCUUCUUCCUCCAUCAAGACAGGAAGCGCAGCCCUGAGGAACAGACGGCAGAAAGGCAGCAACGUCUACUUUUCCGCUCUGAGACAGAUGGUGAUAAGAAGAGGCCAGCUGACAGCUCGGUGUGUUCCAGGGAUCCCAUCAUCAACCACAGAAGAGGAGCACUCAGCCAAAGCCAUAGCCCAAGUAUGGUGUGCUCAGACUGCGCCUCCACAGGGCCUUCUCCCAAGGACAGGUGGGCCCAGAAACCUUCCUCUGCGCAGGUAGAUUUUGUACAUCACCUAGAAACCAAUGGAGCUCAAACGUUUGCCAUCAGACUGGAGGCCUUCAGAAGCGAGGUUCCUGCUCAGGCUGAGGGCAGCCUUCCCUCUCCACAAAACAGGCUGUCUUUCCCACUAUCCCACAUGGCAGUUUCUGGUUCUCCAGACCAAAGAGACAGAGUCUCUAUGCCAUCAAGAGAUGUCAGUGAAGACAGAGUGACUCAGACUCCAGGAACAGUAAACAGCAGUGCUCUUUUCCAAGAAGACGCUAGUGAGCAGUUACUGACCUGCUCUGCAAAUGCUUCUGGACUCAUGGCUCCUCUCACUAUGUCCCUCCUGGAGACCCCCAGUCAUGAGGACCCUUCUGACGUGGAGCACACUGCACAGGAUACAGCUAGCCCUGGUCUCAUGGCUGAGGUCAUAGGAGGGCCAGCAGUGGGACACACAGUAUCAUCCUUUGAUCAAGAGGCCGCCUUGCCCGUGUCCUCAACAACUGCAUGCCUAUGGCUAUCCUCAUCUCCACCUGACCGUCGGCCUAGUGGUGAUCUUCCACCUCUGUCUCCAUCACCCAUCCAUCAGCAUCCCCCUGACAAAGUACCCAGUAGGGAGGCCUGCCCGAACAGAAGGCCUGCACUUCUGCCCCAGAAUCAUGUGGGCAAUGAGCCCUAUGACGACGAUGCUGAAGAGACUGAGCUGGGAGGCUCCUUGGCAUUCCCAAGAAAGCCCUUCUCCAUCCUACACGCUGGGCGUCCCCAUGCUACACCUGUGCUCACCUCAUGUACAGGAAGUAGUGAUGGAGUUGACCAUCCCUGGGCCCAAGAGAGAAAAUGUCCUACAGGAAUUAGCUGGCCAGACCUUGUUUCCUCCACAGACCCCAUCAAACCCUGUUACAGUGAGGACAUCUCAUGGCUCACACGUAGGCCAAUCUCAAUGAGAGACUCAGACUCUCCUGUAGUCCCCAGCUGCUCUCUCAAGACCUCGGGGUUACUCUGUCCACUUACACCAGAGCAGGCACAGCAGGUGAUCAUCUGUGCACACCAGGAACAGCUGGAUGAAAUGGCUGAACUGGACUUCAAGGAGGAGACCUUAAUGACCCAGAUGGAUUCUAAUGAUUUUGAAGAUUUUGUGACCCAGCUGGAUGAAAUCAUGGCUUUGAAGUCCAAGUGCAUCCAGAGUCUAAGAAGCAAGUUACAGCUCUAUCUCACCUGCCAGAGGCCAGCUGCAGCCCCCGAGAAAACCGUGGUAUCUUAGAGGAAGGGCUCACCUGGGUGGACACUGCCAUGCUCUCUAGGGCUGA